This is a messenger RNA of Macadamia integrifolia, 2003 nucleotides long. Its product is annotated as probable amidase At4g34880. The transcript is spliced from 5 exons. The record is from RefSeq and is a predicted model, not a curated record. Bases 260 to 1822 code for a protein of 520 amino acids. NCBI's taxonomy places the organism in Eukaryota, Viridiplantae, Streptophyta, Magnoliopsida, Proteales, Proteaceae.
UGAAUGUGUUGACUCAGCCAUGAACAUGCCCUACCAGCACGACCUCCUCCAUUUACACCUUAUCCUAUGGUAGUCUCAUAUCAUGCACCUCCAACCCCCCUGGUUCCCACUCCUCUUAAAUCCAUCCAUACAGGAGCAUUACUGAAACGUUUACCCUUUUUCCUUUUUGGUAUUCACCAUGUCAUACUAGUCUAGAACUAGAAGGCAAACUUCCAAAAACCAAAUCCCUCAAAUCAACCAACAUUCCCACAUUCCAACCAUGAUUUCCUCCCAGUACCACUCAAUUCCUCUUUCCCUUCUUCUUCCCUCAACCCUCUUCAUCCUAAUCCUCUCCACUUCCUCUGCUUUCACCAUCAAAGAAGCCACAAUACAAGACCUCCAAUUAGCUUUCAAACACAACUCACUAACCUCAAGAAAGCUAGUUCAGUUCUACCUCCAUGAGAUUCACAAGCUUAACCCUCUCCUCCGAGGUGUUAUCGAGGUUAACCCUGAUGCUUUGGGUGAGGCUUAUAAGGCCGACGAAGAAAGGAAGGCGACAUUGAAAGGAGGGUUACCGGAGUUGCCGGCGCUGCACGGGAUUCCGGUACUGCUCAAGGACAAUAUAGCUAGUAAGGACAAGCUCAACACGACGGCCGGGUCGUAUGCGCUGCUGGGAUCGGUGGUUCCACGCGAUGCUGGUGUUGUGAGGAAGCUGAGGAAGUCUGGAGCAAUCAUUUUGGGAAAGGCUAGCCUUACUGAGUGGGCUAAUUUCCGCUCGAUUGGAAUGCCUAGCGGGUGGAGCGCUAGAGGCGGCCAAGGACAGAAUCCCUAUGUUCUAUCAGCCGGCCCAUGUGGCUCAAGCAGUGGAUCUGCUAUAUCAGUGGCAGCAAAUAUGGUGGCAGUAUCAUUAGGGACAGAGACAGAUGGUUCAAUCCUUUGUCCAUCCAGUUUUAAUUCAGUAGUCGGAAUCAAGCCCACUGUUGGACUCACUAGCCGGGCUGGGGUUGUCCCAAUCACUCCAAGACAAGACACUGUUGGACCAAUCUGCCGCACAGUUUCGGAUGCAGUAUAUGUAUUAGAUGCAAUUGUGGGAUUUGACCCAAAUGAUGCUGAAGCAACCAAAGAUGCAUCAAAGUUCAUUCCUCAUGGUGGCUACAAACAGUUUUUGAAUGCAAGCAGGCUUAAAGGGAAGAGACUGGGAAUAGUGAGGAAUCCAUUCUUUAGCUUCUCCAAUGGCUCAGUCAUUGCUGAAACUUUCGAGAAUCAUUUUCACAUUUUAAGCCAAAGAGGUGCUACUUUGGUAGACAAUUUGAAAAUAACCAACAUCGACAUGAUAUUCACUAAUAGUGGAGAAGACACUGCAACGUCUGCUGAGUUCAAGCUAGCCUUAAAUUCCUACCUAAAAGAGCUGGUUGCUUCUCCAGUCAGAUCUUUGGCUCAAGUUAUAGCCUUCAACAGGAAAUUCUCAGAUCUGGAAAUGAUCAAAGAAUAUGGACAAGACGUCUUUUUGAAAUCUGAGAAAACGAAUGGUAUAGGCAAGGCAGAAAAAGCAGCGUUGUUCAAUAUGAAAAGAUUGACAAGAGAUGGGUUUGAGAAACUAAUGAAGAAGAAUAAAUUGGAUGCUUUGGUAGCACCAAACAGUGGAAUUGCUGUUGUUCUUGCAAUUGGGGGAUUUCCAGGAAUUAGUGUUCCGGCUGGAUAUGAUCAGAAAGGUGUGCCUUAUGGCAUUUUCUUUGGAGGGUUGAAGGGUUCAGAGCCAAAGUUGAUUGAGAUUGCUUAUGCAUUUGAGCAAGCUACCAAGGUCAGGAAACCACCCAUACACCAAACCAUGCCAUCUCACUAGAUUCUGUUUCUUUUUAUGAACUACAAAUUAGCAUACUAAGCGAAAGAAUAACUGCCGAUCAGCUAAGUGGGAUGGUGGUAGUCAGUGAUCCCAUCCCUCUAUAUGGAAGCAAACAAUCUGAAUCGUUCAUUGCAAUACAAAUCUCAUAAGUAUAUAAUAUGAAACAAUUUCAUCUUUUCUA